AGAUAAGAAGGACGGAAUGAGAGUAGAAGUGUGGGUAGAAGAAUGGAAGUGGGACAGAGAGGAAGAGGGUGUGAGUGUGGGUGAGUGGGAGCAAAGAGAGUGCAAAAGGAAAGAAGAAUAUGCAGUACCUGAAAAUCCUGAAACUGAACCUAGAAAAGAUAGAGAAAAUAGAUUAAAAAAUAAAAGAAAUGCUAAAUAUAGAUAUUAUCAAGCAUUAGAAGAAGGAAAUGCAGGAGGACCUUCAACAAGAACAAGGUCUAGAACUUCUAAAGCAUCAUCAGACUCAAGAAUAAAAACAAAAGAAGGUCAAAAAGAUAGACAACAAGUACAUAGAGCUUCUUUGAGUGAAGCAAAAAAAAAAGAAAAUUUAGAAAAAAGAAAAAAAGCAUAUAAAAAGAAAAAACAAGAACAGUUUGAACAAUUUUAUAAAAUAGGAUAUUGUAGGGAAAAACCAGGACUUUGUUGCAUGAAUGGUCAAGUUGUAUUAGCACCACUUCAAGCACCACCACCAGAAAUUCUUUAUUUUCUUACAGAAAAAGAUCCAAUAUCUAAA
Molecule: messenger RNA, 553 nt
Organism: Dentiscutata erythropus
Lineage: Eukaryota; Fungi; Glomeromycota; Glomeromycetes; Diversisporales; Gigasporaceae
Source: the annotation of a GenBank genome assembly